This is a messenger RNA of Podospora bellae-mahoneyi, 2093 nucleotides long. RefSeq names its product mannosyltransferase (gene ALG1). The record is from RefSeq and is a predicted model, not a curated record. Gene Ontology annotation, molecular function: mannosyltransferase activity. Gene Ontology annotation, cellular component: endoplasmic reticulum. NCBI's taxonomy places the organism in Eukaryota, Fungi, Ascomycota, Sordariomycetes, Sordariales, Podosporaceae. The coding region runs from base 312 to 1670 and encodes 452 amino acids. The transcript has 2 exons.
UUCAUGACCUAUCACUAACACCUCCAACCACACUCCAUCUCAGCUUCCUAAUUAAGCUUAUUAACGCAGGGCUGAUGCUGAGGACACAGCUGGCUUCACGAGGCUGAGGUUCAACGUCGACAGUUCAACUGGCACCUGUCAGUUUACCACACGGGGCCCAUCGUUGGCUGAUGUAAGUUGGGUUGUCAGACAAGUGUAAUUCAGCCAACACUUGAGAAACCGACAGAUGCCACUUGGCCUUGGUCACUAUUAGCCAUCGGUUGGCGGAAGUGAAUCUAACCCAACAGCUCACAAACGCCAACAGCGCAGACAUGGCAGGGCUCAUCAGCCUUGUCCUUUUGGGCUUAUUAAUAGCCUACAUCGUCCUGAAGCCAUCAAGAUACAAUGGACACACCACAGGGAAGGGGGUGCCAGUUCACAUUCUGGUCCUUGGUGAUAUUGGGAGGAGUCCCCGCAUGACAUAUCAUGCCCUGAGCAUCGCCAAACAUGGAGGAAAAGUCAAGCUUAUAGGAUAUCUCGAAACCUCUCCUCACCCCGACAUCCUCACCAAUCCCAACAUCACCCUCAUCCCCCUCCCCACCCCUCCUUCCCGCCCUCCCUCUGUCCCCUUCUUACUAUUCGCCCCUAUCAAAGUCAUCUUCCAAAUCCUCCACCUCUCCUACCUCCUCCUCUACCUCCUCCCCCCCUCCGCCUGGCUUUUGGUCCAAACCCCCCCCUCCAUCCCCACCCUCGCCAUCGCCAGCCUCACCUCCUACCUCCGCAACUCCCACCUGAUAAUCGACUGGCACAACUACGGCUGGACAAUCCUCUCCUCCACCAAAGGACCCUCCCACCCCUUUGUCUCCCUCUCCAAAAUCUACGAAACCUACCUCGGUCGCUUAGGCUCUCACCACCUGACGGUGACGAACGCCAUGGCCCGCCAACUCCGCGCCGCCCCCUACAGCAUCCCCCCUCACAAACCCAUGAUCCCCGUCCACGACCGGCCCGCGGCAAUCUUCCAACCUAUCCUCUCCCCCGACGCUCGCAACGAAGCCCUAGACAAGAUAUUAUUCCCCUCCGGAAGGGAAUACUACCGCGCCCUGGUCUCGGGCAAGAUGAAGCUUCUUGUCUCGAGCACGUCCUGGACACCGGACGAGGAUUUCUCUCUUCUUCUCUCCGCCCUCACCAUGUACGCAGCCAGACCUGACGCGGUCCCAAUCCUGGCGCUCAUCACCGGGAAGGGACCGCAAAAAGAGUAUUAUGACGACAAGAUUGAUGCUCUGGUCAAGGAAGGGAAGCUACCUAACGUGAGGAUUGCCACUUUGUUUCUACCCUUUGAGGACUACGCCAGGUUGCUGGCAUGUGCUGAUCUGGGGGUUUGUCUGCAUAUGAGCUCUUCGGGGGUGGAUUUGCCGAUGAAGGUGGUGGACAUGUUUGGGGCUGGGCUGCCGGUGGUGGCGUAUGGGGGGUAUGAGAGUUUUGGGGAGCUGGUCAAGGAGGGGGUGAAUGGGAGGGGUUUUGAGACUGGGGAGGAGCUGGCGGGGGUGCUGGGGGAGUUGUUGAAGCCGGAGGGGGAGAACGAGUUGAAACACUUGAAGAAGGGGGCCGUGGAGGAGGGGAGGAGGAGGUGGGAUGAGGAGUGGGAUGGGACAGUGGGGAAGUUGAUGGGUUUCGUCGAGGAAAGUUCUUGAAAUUCCAAGGGCAGGAGAGGAAGAGUAUAUGAAUGGCUUGAUUGAACCGGUUUUCUCGCUUUGUGCUGUCUGGCUGCCAUUAACGCCAGCUAUUUCGCAAGAAAAUUAACAUCCCAACUUAAUCCUCUCCCAAACUCUCCCUAACACACUGCCUGACCCUUUUCCUAAACUCCCUACUCUUUCCCUCCCUCUCCUCCCUCAACAACACCGCCGCGUCCAAAUUCGCCGGACUCUCGUCAUUCGGAUCCUCAAACAAGCUAAUCACACUGAGCAAUAUCGACUCGGGGCUCUGCACCGGACUCCACCUCUCGCUAGCCUUUUCAUACCCCGAAAUGUCCUCUUCUGGGGGGUGCAAGAUCGAAAUACACAAUCUCCCGUCGGGAUAGAUGUUUGGGUGGAACGGGAUGGGUGACUGGAAGACGA